This is a messenger RNA of Coniophora puteana RWD-64-598 SS2, 1724 nucleotides long. RefSeq lists its product as uncharacterized. NCBI's taxonomy places the organism in Eukaryota, Fungi, Basidiomycota, Agaricomycetes, Boletales, Coniophoraceae. The coding region runs from base 205 to 1086 and encodes 293 amino acids. The transcript is spliced from 3 exons. The record is from RefSeq and is a predicted model, not a curated record.
CCGAGUCAUAAAUCUCGCCCCCACAUAUCCAGGGCCUUGCAUCUAGCAGUCACUCUCGACUCCUAUCGCACUCUCAAACACUCAACCGAACGGCUCAAACGCCUCCUAGCGACAGCCGUCAGCGACCCUAAUUAGCGGGACCAACAACAAUUCAAUACGUCGCGCGCACAAAUAGGGCGCCCUCCUCAGUCAACUCUUCCUGAGAUGCCACACAUACUCUCCAUGACCCCCACUACCAUCUCACCAUCACUCAUGCUCCCAUCCUCAUCCUACUCGUCCUCGUCGACUGCUUCGACAUCGACGAAUCCUCCCGCCACACCUCCUCCCACCCCACCCAGCCACCUUCACAAGCUCCAUCGUCGGAGGUCACCAUCUCCCAUCCAAAAUCCCUUCCACAGUCGCCCCUACACCCCAACGACUCCCCUCAACGAUAUUACCCGCAUCCUCGACCCCGCAUACGCCCCUGCCUCCGCCAAGACCCUAACCUACACGCAGCAAUACGCGUACGUCGACGGCCGUGGCGAGCUCCACGACCCCGAUUACCGUGAUUUCCGUCUCCCGACUGCCCACUCGCAGAAGUACAACCAGCGGUACUCACAUCCAUUCGGCGACGACGGCGACGAAGAGGAGGAGGAGGACGAAGGCUCAUGGGAAGUUGGCCGCCGGCGGUCGAGCGAGAUUAACCAGCGUCGUGAUCGCCUUCUUUCGGGUUACGAUACCCCGCUCUACAACUACGAGCCAACAACAGCCUACGAAGAGCGCGGCCGCCCGCAGGAGACCAAGGAAAGCACCCGCUCAUGGGUUCGCCGCCGCAGCGCCGAGCUCACGCGCAAUUACCGCGAGCAGCCAGCUCGCGCGGUUACGUUCGAGGAUGACGAGUACGAUCUCCCUGCCGAGGACGGCGAGGUCGAGGGCCAGGAUGAGGGUGCCCUCGAGCACACCGAGAACGAGAAUGAGAAGUUGGACGGCGACUUCACGCCCACGUGCACCCACAGUCUCCGCCGCCAGUGGCACGCCGUCAUGCUCGGUCUCCGCUUCACUGUCUUCCGCACGAAGCGCCGCAUUCGGCGCCGUCUCUCAGGCUGAAGAAGGCCUCGAUCGACCGUACAUACUUCAGCACCGCCUGUGCCACGCCAUUCUGUCUUAGACCGACUACACUGAGAUCUUCGCAUUCUCAUCUGAACUGGGCCGCUCCGCUCUCUAUCUGGCGACAACUCCACAUAUCUCCCACUUGGACAACCCCCAAUAUAGACGGGAGAAGAGAAACGGUCGCUCAUGGGCGGCUAAUGGCCCCCAGCGACAUGUGCUCGGCGCAUAUAUGCGCAUAUACGCACACCCCAGCGGUCCCCAGUGCCCACUCGAGGAUGCGCCUGCCUAUUCGGUAGACGUCCCGUUCCUCGCUUUAGCUUCACACUCCACCCACCCUCCUAGUCUCGUGGCUACCUAUAUUCUGCUUCUUCCCCGGAUCUUGCAUUCCACCCCAUCCUAUGCCUCUCCCUUCACAGUUCUACCUGUUUCCCCACCAGCCCUUUCACGCCUCAAGAUUUACUCUCUCACGCCCACGUUCUCGUUCACGCUCUGCAAACACUCUACACGGACACGGAUCUCACAUUGCUUCACGUCUCUUUUAUGUUUAUGCAUGCACACGCACGCUCGGACUUUCAUUCACCACGGAUCGCAUUCUCAUCAUCAUCAUCAUCACCAUCCAUCAUGCUCAUCAUCAC